AUGAGAAUUCAAUACUUAUGGAGACAGAGGACUUUAUUUCAGUUGAUGACUCAUAGAAGAGCAUCAACUUAUAAUAAGAGACCAUUUUGGAGACGUCCAUGGCCUGCUGCAUUACUAGGGUGUGCAGUAGCAGGUACCGCAAUUAUAGCAUUUUCAAAGCCUUCACCGAUCGAUGCAAACUAUCCUGCAUCUGUUGCCAGACAUAUUCAUGAGGCACUUUACAGGCAAACGGGAUCGAGCUUACAAGAUUUCCAGCGAGCUUGGAAGGCCUACCAGUCUGCUAUUGAGCAGGCAGAAAAGGAAAAUAUGGACAUGGAAUCGGCUUCAAUUCAAGGAAUUCGACUGCAAAUGGCUAAUCUUCAGGAAUCAUCAGGAGGGUAUCAACUAGCUUGGAAGCUAUUCUGGGACAUUUUCAAGCGAACAGAAAGUUUGAAGGAUUUCACUGAACAGAGGGUUAUAAUUGCCAGUAAAAUCAUUGAGUUAUCGGAGCCCCUUGGUUUGCAGAUGGAAGCGGCGAAAGCUGCAGAUUUUAUUAUUCAGAGUUUGCUCCGCAAUGAAAUUAACGAUGAACCAGAAAAUAAGAGUCGUCUAUUUGAGCAGACUGCUACUCUAUACUUUCAGCUUGGAAAGCCUUCCUAUGCCGUUCCCUUAUAUUACCAAGCACUCGAAUUGACAAUGAACAAUCCGACUUGUCAUGGAUUGAUAUUAAUGAAUAAUCUUGCUACUAGCUUACUGGCUCAAACAGAUCAUAUUGAUAAAAAGUAUCACGAAAAACUACUUCAACAAUCUAGAGACUGGAGCCAAAAAGCUGUUGACUCAUAUCACUUUGCUUAUCCAAAGGAUCGCACAUUGGAAUGCCAUUCAGGAUGUGCUGCCGCUUUUUUUACUUUGGGACAGGUUGCAGAGAGAAAUGGAAAUGUCGAAAUGGCUAUCAAAAAUUAUCGCAAUGCUGAAUCCUUGCGGGCCCACGACCCAUAUAAUGAUGGGUCUAUGAUGGCUCACAUCGCAUUAGAUCGAUUAGACAAGAAUGCCUUCUUGCGACCGAAUGACGAUUAA
Molecule: messenger RNA, 1056 nt
Organism: Schizosaccharomyces osmophilus
Lineage: Eukaryota; Fungi; Ascomycota; Schizosaccharomycetes; Schizosaccharomycetales; Schizosaccharomycetaceae
Gene: mgr3
Product: mitochondrial inner membrane i-AAA protease complex TPR repeat subunit Mgr3
Exons: 1
Coding region: 1-1056 (351 amino acids)
Biological process (GO): protein quality control for misfolded or incompletely synthesized proteins
Cellular component (GO): i-AAA complex
Molecular function (GO): misfolded protein binding
Source: RefSeq, a predicted model, not a curated record